Molecule: messenger RNA, 2536 nt
Organism: Trichoplusia ni (cabbage looper)
Lineage: Eukaryota; Metazoa; Arthropoda; Insecta; Lepidoptera; Noctuidae
Gene: LpR1
Product: low-density lipoprotein receptor-like
Molecular function (GO): protein binding; calcium ion binding
Source: RefSeq, a predicted model, not a curated record
ACGGGCUGUAAGCUAGUUAUCUCUACGUGUAACGUUAACGUCAUCAAAAAUGGAACCGUAAAAAUCACAGAAUUUUACCCGAAAACGAAAAGUAUUUUUUAUUAUUACAUAUUCUCGUUUUAUUCUAGUGGUGUUUUGGUAAUAAGGAUUGACGAACAUGGCGUUCUCACGGAUUAUUUGGCUCGUAGCACUAGCUGUGACGGUCGACGCUACGCUUUACGACGAUGACUACGACACCUACACAAAAGCUUACGACUACAAAAAUGCAGAGAGUCGCACUUGCACGCAGUCAGAGUUCCGCUGCAAGACAGGAAGAUGUAUCCCGCUGUCCUGGCACUGCGACAAUGAAAAAGAUUGCCCUGAUGGUUCAGACGAGGAGCCCGGCACGUGCAUGUCAGAAAGGCGUUGUCCUGAGCACAAAUUCGUGUGCACAACUGGACAGUGCAUUCCGCUCUCUUGGCAAUGUGAUGAUGUGGCUGACUGUGUCGACGGUUCAGACGAACACCAGUGCGAUGAGACGUGUCGUUCGGACGAGUUUACUUGCGGCAACGGCAAGUGCAUUCAAUUGCGAUGGGUGUGCGACGGCGAUGACGACUGCGGUGAUGACAGCGAUGAAGUCAAGUGUCCAGCACCGACUUGCCAGCCACAGACGCACUUCUCUUGCGGAAACGGACACUGCAUAUCAGCCUGGUGGAGGUGUGAUGGUACUGAAGACUGUCCCGAUGGAAGCGAUGAAGUGGGAUGCUCAGCAACGCCAAAGGUACGAUCACCUUGCAUAUCAUCUGAAUUUGAAUGCAAGGACCGAAUGACUUGCGUCCACAAGGCCUGGGUUUGCGACGGUGACCGUGACUGUCCUGAUGGCGGAGACGAAGAUCCUCAGCUGUGUCGCGGCAACGUCACCUGCAGACUAGACCAGUACCAGUGCAAGGACCAUAGUUGUAUCCCUGGAGCGCUGUACUGUAAUGGAGACAAAGAUUGCCCAGACGGCAGCGAUGAGGCGAACUGCACAACUAAAAAGACAGUUUGCGACAAAACGACUCAGUUCGACUGCGGCGGCGGCAUGUGCAUACCCCUUUCCAAACUUUGCGAUAAACACCCAGAUUGUCCCAACUUUGAAGACGAACCGAGAGACAGGUGUGGAGAAAACGAAUGCGCGAAGAACAAUGGAGGAUGUACUCAGCUAUGUGUCGACACUCCUGUUGGAUACUACUGUGAUUGUAAUAAAGGAUUCAAACUUGUGGAUAAUAGGACUUGUGAAGAUGUAGAUGAAUGUUCCGACCCAGGCGCAUGCUCCCAAAUGUGCAUCAACGAGAAAGGAACCUUCAAGUGCGAGUGCCACGCUGGUUAUGCUCGUGACCCUCGGGACCGCACCAGGUGCAAGGCGACCGAAGGCCAUCCAUCAUUACUUUUCGCCAGACGUUUUGACAUCCGCAAAAUCAGCCUAGAUCACCAUGAAAUGGUCGCUAUAGUUAAUGAUACCAAGUCAGCGACGGCAUUAGACUAUGUGUUCAGAACCGGAAUGAUCUUUUGGAGUGAUGUUACUGAUGAGAAAAUAUACAAGGCACCAAUAGACGAGGGUACACAGCGGACCGUGGUGAUUGGAGACCAGCUGAUUACUUCAGACGGGCUCGCAGUUGACUGGAUCUACAACCAUCUGUACUGGACUGACACCGGCAAGAACCACAUCGAACUCUCUGAUCUACAGGGCAACAUGAGGAAGAUCCUAAUUAGGGAUCAACUAGAAGAACCUAGGGCAAUUGCUCUUAAUCCUCUCGACGGAUGGAUGUAUUGGACCGACUGGGGCCAGGUGCCGAAGAUCGAGCGAGCUGGUAUGGACGGUUCUCACAGGCAGACUAUCGUAUCUCAUGACGUCAAAUGGCCGAACGGCCUUACACUGGACCUUGUGCGCAAACGUGUUUAUUGGGUGGAUGCCAAAAUGAACAUGAUAUCAUCAUGUAACUACGACGGCACCGGGCGCAGGGUGAUCUUAUACUCUACAGACGUGUUACGUCAUCCAUUCUCCAUCACUACCUUUGAAGACUGGGUGUACUGGACCGAUUGGGACAAGGCUGCUGUUUACCGCGCGAACAAGUUCAACGGAAAAGAUAUUGAAGCUAUCACUCCUACUCAUAAUCUCCAAAACCCGAUGGUGAUCCACGUAUACCACCCGUACCGCCAACCGGACGGCGUGAACCACUGCGCGGCUGUCAACGGUCACUGCUCCCAUCUCUGCCUGCCGGCGCCCCGCAUCGCCGCCAACGCACCACGUGUCUCCUGCGCCUGCCCCAACGGACUCAGACUCUUGCCCGACAACCAGAUGUGCGUCGAAGACAAUGCAAUAAAACCAGAUGUGGAGGUGCAUAAUAAACCGACUAUUGGUUCAAAUGAAACUGUAGUAAUCGAGGAAAAACCUGUAACCAGUAUCCCUGAAACUCCAAAGACUGGUACAGGAAUCUCAAGUAGCGGCCGCGAUGCCGGCAUGGUAGCAGGCAUUGUCGUGGCUGUGAUCUCAGGAAUCAUUAUAUUGGCGGGACUG